Molecule: messenger RNA, 498 nt
Organism: Quercus robur (English oak)
Lineage: Eukaryota; Viridiplantae; Streptophyta; Magnoliopsida; Fagales; Fagaceae
Product: protein PELPK2-like
Exons: 1
Coding region: 1-498 (165 amino acids)
Source: RefSeq, a predicted model, not a curated record
AUGGCUAGCUCCAAGCAUGUUUUCAUGUUGGCCUUAAUUGUAACCUUGUCUCUGUCAAGCGUUAGUAUGAGCUUGGCAGCUCGUCAACUAUUGGACACGCCAGCAGCUCCACCCCCAGCAUUGACGCUUCCUACAAUUCCAUCUCUGCCUACGGCCACAUUGCCUCCAUUGCCCUCUGUGCCAACACUGCCUCAAGCCACAUUGCCACCACUGCCUAGCAUGCCAUUGCCAACUCUGCCGACACUGCCAACUACCACACUGCCACCAUUGCCGUCACUGCCAACUCAACCAACUCUGCCAAAGUCCACGUUGCCACCAUUGCCAAGCACCCAAAUCCCCUCCUUACCAAAUCCAACUUUGCCAACAGUUCCUAAGGUGACUCUUCCUCCUCUGCCAGCCAUUCCAUUGCCCACCACCCCUACAACAAUCCCAUCAAUCCCUACCAUUCCAACCACAAUUCCGACUAUUCCUUUCUUCUCCCCACCCCCAUCAAACUGA